Wasmannia auropunctata (little fire ant) is the source of this 1046-nucleotide messenger RNA. RefSeq names its product vacuolar ATPase assembly integral membrane protein VMA21 homolog. Lineage: Eukaryota; Metazoa; Arthropoda; Insecta; Hymenoptera; Formicidae. Bases 359 to 622 code for a protein of 87 amino acids. Gene Ontology annotation, biological process: vacuolar proton-transporting V-type ATPase complex assembly. The transcript has 3 exons. Gene Ontology annotation, cellular component: endoplasmic reticulum membrane. The record is from RefSeq and is a predicted model, not a curated record.
GCCCCUCAUGGGGGGAAGGGGGGGGCGGUAGCCAUUUUAGAAAAAGAAGAGAUCUUGUUCAACUCAGUUCAACUUGUGAAUUUGUCUGGCUUUUCCUUGCUCGUCCCGUAGUUCCCGUAUUAUUUGAAAACAUAACCUGAUUUGUUCCCACAGAUUUAGAAAUCUGUGACUGUUCCCCGCGUUCCCCGUAACGUCACGUCAAAGUAGCGAAACGAUAUAUGGUAGAAAUCGAUAUUGAUUCUUCAGUAUAUAUAUUCGAACGGAAUUUACUGUAUAUCAGCGAAAGCUGAUACUUAUGUCAAUAACAAUUCUUCUAAUUUAGCAAUUUUUAUAUAUACACGUACAUCAGUACGCCAUCAUGUCGGGCACAAAAGAAAUAACAGAGCUGCAAGCGUUUAAAACAGUCCUUUAUCACAGUGUGGUAAUACUCGCGCUACCUGUGAUAGCGUUUUUUACAAGCAAAGUUUUCCUCUUUGAUGGUCUAUUAGGUCUCAACAAUGUACCAAGUAACGUGUAUUCGGCUGGCGUUGCAGUAAUAGUGUUACAUAUUGCCUUAGGGGUUUUUAUUUACAGAGCAUACUUUGAUGAUCGAUCAAGGAUAUCCGCAGUUAAGAUAGAUUAGUUUUUUAUUAUUAAGUACACCUUGGUGAUCAUACACUUGUGACAUAAUCACAGUCGACACAUUUUGUCUCAAAUAAAUAAUAUUAAGUGACAUUGAAAAGUAAAACUUUGAUGUGUUACAAUUAUUAUAUUUUUCUUCAUUUUCGCUUCAGUCAAUAAUUGAUUAAGAGCCAGUUGUAAUUCGUCAAAAUUAAUGAUUAAUAUUAUCUAUGCUAUGUGAUUCAUAUGGAAAUGAAUUCUUACAAAGCAACUUACAUUCCACAGCUUCUUCAAAAAUCACAUUUGCAUUGCAUAUUUCAAGUGUACUGUUCGAUGUCCAUACAAAUAUUAAAAUAUUACAUAUUUCCAUGUACAAACAAAUGUACAGUGAAUUAUGCAUUGUAUAAAAUAUUUUUUGUCGAUAAAACACAUUAUUUUUACCUGUA